UUUAUGUAUUCGAACUAAUCGAGUUAAAGUGGUCGAAUAAUUAACUCUCAACCGUCUCAACCGAACCGGAACAACGCACUAAACUGGUUGAUACUUAAUACCCUUGCCGAGAAUGGGAUGAGAUACGGUGACAACCCCAUUAGGGGUUGUGAGAUUGACAACCCAUUUUAUAACCAUAAGAUGUAUUCUCUCUCUUGUCUCUUUCUUAUUUUUUUCAAAUCAAUGAUAUAGAUUGGAUUAAGGGUAUUUUUGGACGAAAAAAUUGACCACACUAGAUUAUUACCCUAUUAAUACCUAAAACCCUACAUUCUCUCUUUCCUCUCUCUCUCUCACGCCAUCUUUUUUCUUCCUAUUCUUCUUCUUCCUCCCAUCUCUUCCCUCUCUUUCUCACAAUUCUGCAAACCUUCAUCAAUCUACUCCUUCUACCACCACCAUUACUAUCACUACGAUUCACCUUGUGAGCCCCCUUCCUGUACUCAGCCACCAGCUCUCCCAAAACCCUUUCGAAUUCGCCAUCAAUACCUCGGAGCUCAUCUCCAGCACCAACGUCCCGCCUCUCCUCCCUCUCAAACUCAACCUCACGUCAAACGAAUCCCCUCCGCCGCCGCCCGGAUCCAACCUGAACCGUCACCACGAGGUCACCGCCUCUCCCCUGCCUCCCCCUUUCGUCAUCCCUGAUUUUUUUUUCCAGAUCUGUGAUUUUUCAUAUUUCAGAUCUGAUUUUUUUGUGCUAGUCUCUAGUGGUACGCUACCAGUGGCAAUGGUACCGCUACCAGUGGUACUGGUACUGGUACCGCUACUAGUGGUACUGGUACCGCUACCAGUGGUACUGGUAAAUCUAAUGGUAUUACCAGUGGUACUGGUACUACUAAUGGUACCGCUACAAGUGGUAAUGAUACCGUACCACUAGCACUGGUAGCGUACCACUGGUACAUUUUUUAACGCACUAGUAGUGUACCACUAGCACUGGUAUAUUAAUUACCAGUAGACCAAUGGAUUGGUACACUUUUUAACGCACUGGUACAUUUUUUCAGGUUGCUGGAGGGAGUCUGGCGGAGAGAAUUCGUCGGAGAAAAAGUCUAUCUAUCGAAGCGGAGUGGCCGCAGGAGAAAGGAAGAGAGAGAGAUAGAGAUAUUAAUGUAUAGGAUUUAAAUUUAAAAAAAAAAUUGUAUUUAAUAUGAGUUUUUAAUUCCCAAUCUGAUUAAUACAAAAAAGGUAAUUAAUAUAUUCCUUUUUUUCAUACCCAAAAUACCCUUGGUUGUCAAUCUGACACCCGUAUCCGGUCCCUGCCGAGAAUAAAGGGCAACAAAAUUCCAGCCGACAUCCGAGAGCCUAAUGCUGAAGUGAAAAAACGGAUACAAGAACAAAAUCCACAUUCAGCGGAGCCAAGCGCGUGGAAAAUUCGUCGAGAUUCCCAUCCCAUUUCUCAUUCUCCAACUAUCUUUUUGGCACAGAAGCGGAAAACCAAAUCCGGAAAAUAGGAAUGGCAAGGCCGGCCCAGAACCAAAACGACAGCAAGAUUGGAAACUUCUUCUUGGCCACUCUGCUGCUGUGGUCAGUUUCAAUCGGGUUCGAGAUUCUCUUCAACCACCGCACCGAGCUCCUCGUCGUCCUCGCCGGCGCCGCCUUCUUCCAAAUCGCCAACUUCGCCAUUCGAUCUCUCGUCUCCCGCGACCCGCUCUUCGUCAACACCUCCGUCUCGCUCCUCCACUCUUCCAUCACUUCCUCCGCAGUGCUGUUGAUAUUGGCGAAUCAAAUUUUGCGUACGGGCACAAAUGGGAUAUUCGAGCACUCAGAACUGGUUGGAAGUGCAUGGCAGUGGGCGUACCCUGCGUUGUGUUUAUCCAGUGGUUACUUUGCAUAUGAUCAAUUGGAUAUGCUGAUUUACCGACUCUACAGUGGUGCCUUUCCUUCCAUCCUGGUGCACCACCUGGUCCUUCUGAUUUGCUUCACCCUUGCUUUGUAUCGAAAUGUUACAAUCAACUAUCUCAUUCUCACCCUAAUCUGUGAGCUGCACUCCAUCUUCCUUCACGUUAGGAAAGUGAGGCGGAUGGCUGGCAUUCGUGACGCUAAGAGCGUGAUCGUGAAGGUGGAAUGGAUGCUCAACUGGCUGACAUUCACCGUCGCGAGAGUGGUGCCUCACAUUCUCAUAACCAUGAAGCUGAUCAGAGAUGCUCCCAAGUUUGGAAAGGGUGUGGAGUGGCCUCUUGCGCUGUUUGGGAUGGCCGGAAUGAACAUACUGAAUGCUGGCCUUGGCAUCGAUCUCAUCCAUGCUUUCAGGAGAGAACGAAAUCCCCGCACAAGUAGUAGUUGCAACCACCAGGAAUGAUGAUACAGAUCUCCAGUGGCAAACUGCGCAUACUUUGUGCUGCACACGCCCAAGUUCUUUAGAUUCUUGUGUUUUUCCCUUUGUGGUUGUUAUUAUUCUUUUCUUCUUCUUUCUCGUAUAAUUUAUAUGUAUCUAUAUAGGGUGAGAUAUCAGAAUAACACUAUAACUUGUUAUUAUGAUGCUAAUACAAAUAGUGCUUUUAAAUUUUGAACCUAUUCCUGUCACUUCGAGGAGUAGGAGGAUUGAACUGAUAAUUAGAAAGAGCUCAGUUAGACAUGGUUUCUGCACUACUAGCAAAACUCCUUCCAGAAUCAUGGUUUCUUUCAACUUUCUUACUUCUGUGAACCCUAAGAAUUCUUCGAAUUCUGAGGUAUUGGAAAGUUCUUGGAUUGACUAGCUAGUGCAGCCAAAUCUAUGGCCUCAGUUGUCUUCCCUCCGACCGGGCUAGUACGAUUCAUUUUUCUUUCCAAUUGGACCACUGAUUUGUAUACAGUGACAAGAUUUGGAACAAGAUCAAUCAUCAACAUAUGGGUUCUAACAUGCUGGAAAUUCUUGUUGAGACCCAAGUAUUGUAAAGUUCAUCAGAGUCCUCUGGGUUAAUCGCAAGGUUGGUUACUGGGAUUACAAAAAACGUUCAUGUUUGGUCAUUAGAAAUAUUUAAUUCUAUUCGUGGUCACUAGAUUUAGUAAAAUGGUCCAAGUUUGGUCACUCUCUAUUAGUCUCUGUUUGUCUCCGUUAACACCGUAAGUUAAUUGCCGACGUGGCUAACAAAAAUGCUGAUUCAUC
Molecule: messenger RNA, 3115 nt
Organism: Linum trigynum
Lineage: Eukaryota; Viridiplantae; Streptophyta; Magnoliopsida; Malpighiales; Linaceae
Source: the annotation of a GenBank genome assembly